AUGCGCUCUUCAAUAAUCUUUGUCUUCUCACUUUUCUUUGCUCUUGUUUUCUCGACAGCCUCAGCGGCUGACGGCAAUUCUUCGUCAUCAGCAGAUCCAAAAGGGUGCUCACAGUGUUGGGUGUCUGCACGAGGAAAAAUUCAAGAAUGCACAUCCAUUUCACAAACAGAGCUUUCAUCGUUUUCCGAUGCUUCAGACACCACACUUGCUCAAAACAGCGCUAACUACCCCACACUUAUCCCGUGUCUAUGUACUCUAGUCAAGAAGAUUGACAGUAUACUCUCUGGUUGCUCGGCGUGUUCGGGUGAUCUUGGUACGGGACUAAAGACCGAAGCCUUGAUUGUGGGGCAACAAGUAUGUGGUAUAAAAAAAGACUCGACAACCAAUGAUUCGACUGAUGUUUCAUCGUCGUCUUCAAGUUCUGACUCAUCGGCAUCGUCAGAGAACUCGAAUGGUGACGUUAAGACAGCCUCGUAUUCUACUGCGUCAUCGUUAUCAUCGCCUAGUUCGUUAGUUAGUUUGACGCUUGCACUUGUUGCCGCUUUAAUAUUUACCCUUUGA
Molecule: messenger RNA, 561 nt
Organism: Ambispora gerdemannii
Lineage: Eukaryota; Fungi; Glomeromycota; Glomeromycetes; Archaeosporales; Ambisporaceae
Source: the annotation of a GenBank genome assembly